This is a messenger RNA of Nicrophorus vespilloides, 3170 nucleotides long. RefSeq names its product apoptotic chromatin condensation inducer in the nucleus (gene Acn). The record is from RefSeq and is a predicted model, not a curated record. The transcript is spliced from 7 exons. Bases 166 to 3081 code for a protein of 971 amino acids. Gene Ontology annotation, molecular function: RNA binding. NCBI's taxonomy places the organism in Eukaryota, Metazoa, Arthropoda, Insecta, Coleoptera, Silphidae.
CAAGUAAUAGGCAGCAAGAAAGCGGUGGUGUCAUAAUUUUUUGAUACGGAACAAGUUAUAUUUGGUAUAACAUAAUAAGUGAACAAAUAUUUUAUAUUUAUUGCAUAAAGAGGAUUGUGUUGGUCAUUCUUUGGAAAAUAAAAAAGUACUUUAUUAUAGAAUAAGAUGAGAAGGAAAAGUGCAAGAAAUUCUUCAGCAUCUAAAGCUUCUCCGGAGAAGAAAGAAGAGAAGACACCAAAGAAAACAAGACGUCAAUCUAGAAGAAAGAAGCAAUCAUCAACAUCUGAGAGUGACUCUGAUGAAGAUAUUAAGCAGGAAAUCCCAUGUGCAAAGAUAAUUGAAAAAGAAGAUCAAGGUGAUGGACUAAAAAUUAAGAUCAGUGUUUCAACUCCGGAACGCACUAGCCGCCGUUUAAGGAACAAAGCUGUUGAAGACGAGAUUAUUCAGGAAACAGAAAAGCCUUCUCGCAGGAGUAGACGUCGUGGCGCGUCACCGAAGAACGAAGAAACAGAAGAAGGGGUAGAGAAGAAGGGUAAAGGUAAGUCUAAAGGUAAACAUAAAUCAAAGUUUGAGCAAAGUCCGCAAGUUGAUGAACCCGAAAUACAGAGUGGCCUUUCUGAAAAUGUACAGGUGACGGCUCAGUCACCACUAACUGAUAAUAAUGAUGAGGAUAAUAUUGACAAUUUGAACCAGACGACCAAUGAUGAUAAGACAAUUAAGGACGAUGUUCGUGUUCGCGAUGAGACGGUUGAUAAUACUAAAAAUAAUAGCAACCAAAAUAUAUUACUAACUGUAAAAGAGAAUGAAAUUAGUGAUCCAGUUAAAACUUCAGAAAUUCAAAAAGAAAGUGAGAUUGUUCAGCAAGAAAGCUCAGAAUUAAAUGAAUCAAAAGCAACCAAUUCUGAAGAAAAUAGCAACAAUCAGUCUAUAGAAACACAAGAAACUGAUUUAAAAUCUACAGACACUCAGAAAUUAAUUAAAGAUAAUGCUAUUGAAAGUCAAGAGGUGACAGAAAGUGCUAAUAUUAGUGAAACUGAAGUAAUUGAGCAUAUGGAAGUGAAAGAAGAUAUUGAGAAAAAGAUGUGCAAGGACACAAAAAUUGAAGAGUUGAAAAUGUCUGCAGAUGAUAAUGGAAGCAGCCAUCAGAAAUGUGAAAUCAAAGUUGAGGAAAAACUCAUUGACUCUGAUAACAAAUUAAAUACAAUGGUUUUAUUACAUAAUGAAGUGCCUUUAAAAAAUGAGUAUAUAGCUGAGCAAAAAACAGAACCUGAAAUUGUGAUUGAUUCAAAAGUCAAUUUAAAAGGUGAAUUAAUUGAAAAUAAUGAGACAAUUAAAGAUGAAAAGAAUUUGAAAAAUGAAGUUAUUAAGGGAGAAACCAUUGAACAAAAUGAAAUAAAUAAUGAAGAAAACGAUAACAAACAUCAGAUGUUUGCAGAUGAAAACAUUGAGAGACCUGAAAUCAUUAAAGAUGAAGAUAAGAAGAUAAAUGAAAUAGUGAAAGCAGAAUCCGAAGUUUCUGAAAUGAUUAAAAGAGAAGACUCAGACAAAUUUAAACUUAUAUCUAAUGAAGGAAAUGUUAAAAGUGAAGUAGUUAAAAAUGAGGAGAUUCAUGAAACACUCAAAGAAGAUCUUCUUGAGAAACCUGUUUUAAGAAAUGAAAUUGUAAUCAAUGCUGAGAAAAUUGUAGAACCUGAAAGAAAAGUAAAUAUUCAAGAACAAGUAGAAUCAACAGAAGAAGUUAUAUCACAAACUGAACAACGUGAAUGCGAGAACAUUGAAAUGCAGCAGGAACUUGAGGGUGAACAAAUCAAAGACGCAGAUAUUUCUGAAAUCGAACGAGAAUUAGACAACAAUCCAUCAGAAUUAGAUAAAAAAUGUCUGCCAAAGGAUGCCGAUAUUAAUACAAACGAAAAACGUAUAAAAUCCAUGAAAUGGGGUAAAUCAAAUAUUGCUUUGAAUAGUUUUCCUGAUAUUUUACCAAUUACUUUGGAAAAAAUCCAUUUGAUUUAUCCUGAUUUGGUACUACUUAAUGAGACCGAUGUUAAAUUGGAAACGGUAAAUACACAACGGAAACGAUCUUCCUCGAUGAAAGUGGACUGCACCCCGGAAAUCAAACGAUCAGAGAGGAAAGUGUCUAUGGAUACAUUCGACGAAGAGGAAUCACAAAUUAAAAUUGAUACUGAUGCAGAAAAGGCUACAGUAGACAAUAUAAUUGCAAUGAAUAGAAAAAUUUCAAUCGUGGAUGACGAUGCUAGUAAAUUAAAACCUCCACCGAGUCCUGCAAAAAAUGAAAAGUCUGAAGUACUCUUUAUUACAAAUCUUGUGCGGCCGUUUACGCUUAAGCAACUUAAAGAGCUAUUGGAAAGGACAGGCACCAUUAAAGAAGACGGUUUUUGGACGGAUAGAAUCAAAUCAAAGUGUUACGUCCACUAUCAAACCGUAGAGGAAGCUGAGAAUACAAGAAAUGCUCUGCAUGGGGUGCAUUGGCCUAUCGGAAAUGGCAAAAAACUAAUAAUUGAUUAUUCUACGCCGGAAAACUUGAAUGAUGCCAGAAAUCCACCAGUUAUAAUACCAGCACCUGUCGCUGUCUCCAUUGCGGAUAUCUCGGAGAAAGAAAAUAAGUUAAAUGAACAAGAUGGAGCAUUAAAGACAGCUCGAUCAGAAAAAUCCUUAGACGAUAAAACAAAGGAUAAUACAAUCACAAGUGGAAGGAAUGUUUGGGAAAUUGAGACGGAAAAACAAGAUGAUAAUACCGAGACGCGUGGUAGGAGCAAGGAAAAACAAGAGAAACGUCGUUAUUCGCGAUCACGACAUUCAAGAUCUCCAUCAUCAGAAUAUACUAAGAAAAAACAAAAGAAGGUAGAUGAAGAAAUUGUACCUCAAAGAGCAAUGGAUGACCUAUUUAGGAAAACGGAAGCUACCCCUUGCGUUUAUUGGCAACCUUUAAGCCCUGAAGAGAUUGCUUUAAAACAACAACAACGAUUAGAACGUAUGGCAGAACAUAAGAGAAGAAUGGAAACGCAGACGAGAAAGAGGGGUUCGGAUCAGUCAAGGGGGGCUCCAUAUAGGCGCAGAUAUUAAGGUUUAAAAUUGGUUUGCGAAAAAAAAAAAGAUUAUUUUGGAACGAGUUUAAUCUAUAUUAUCAUUUUUUUCUCCACAAUCUCGGAAGU